Messenger RNA from Clarias gariepinus (North African catfish), 5593 nucleotides. RefSeq names its product mannose receptor, C type 2 (gene mrc2). NCBI's taxonomy places the organism in Eukaryota, Metazoa, Chordata, Actinopteri, Siluriformes, Clariidae. The coding region runs from base 98 to 4522 and encodes 1474 amino acids. Gene Ontology annotation, molecular function: signaling receptor activity. The record is from RefSeq and is a predicted model, not a curated record. The transcript has 29 exons.
ACCUAACACGCAUUCACACACAUCUCGGUCCACUUCUCCGGCUCUGCGCAAGGAAACUUCUCUGACUUUUGGUUUAUUUUCCGCGCGAACAGCGGGCAUGCGUGGUGAGGAGACGGCGGGAAGCGCGCGCAGGGAUGCGCUCCACUUUUUCAAAUGCACUUUAUAUUUAUUGUUCUUAUGCCUGAAACCGAAGAUUGUGCUUACAGCACAUAAUUCCGACUCCGACACGUUUGCCUUUUUCCACGAGGGGGUGCGAGGCUGUUUGGCCGUACGAGACCACGCGCUGUACCUCACAACAUCCUGUGAUGGUGAUGCUCAGCUCUGGAAGUGGGUCACCCGGAAUCGCCUCUUCAACCUAGGCACCUCCCUCUGCCUGGGUGUCAGAGUUGGAAACGGGAGUGCCUCGAGUGUCUCGCCUCGGCUCAGCGUGUACCGGUGUGACCGAGAACCAGCUCAGGUCCGGUGGUCGUGGAGCUGCAGCAAGUUCCUGGAUGAUCUCAGCACCUACUUGCCCAAUCCGAACCCACCAAGAGAUGACCGCAACGUCUCGACUGCUCGGGCCUCUCCACCUGCCGGAAGCUCACGGUGGAGACUUUAUGAUGGCGAGGUGGACCUCUGCGCCAAAACAUACCGUGAAAUCUACACCAUCCAGGGAAAUUCUCAUGGGCAGCCGUGUUACCUGCCUUUCCUAUAUGACGGCCAGUGGUUCCACAGCUGCACCAGUGUGGGGAGAGAGGACGGGCAUUUGUGGUGCGCCACUACACAUGACUACGGCAAAGAUGAACGCUGGGGAUUCUGCCCUGUUAAGAGUGCAGACUGUGAAACAUUCUGGGACACAGACUCACUGAUGGAUAACUGCUACCAGUUUAAUUUCCAGGCCACUCUGUCAUGGGAGGAAGCCCGCAUCAGCUGCCAACAGCAGGGGGCGGAACUGCUGAGCAUCACCAAGGUGGAGGAGCAGAGCUACAUCAACGGUUUCCUUACUGGGUAUAGCUCCACUCUGUGGAUGGGUCUGAAUGAUCUGGACCUCAACGGAGGCUGGCAGUGGUCUGAUUCGGCUCCUCUCAAAUACCUCAACUGGGAGACAGAACAACCAAACCACGAAGAUGAACAAAACUGUGGCGUGAUCCGCACAGAAACCUCGGGUCGCUGGCAGAACCGAGAGUGCUCCAUGGCUCUGCCUUACAUCUGCAAAAAACGGCCUAAUGCCACCCUUGAUCCUUUCACGACAGAGUCAUGGAUAGAUGAUGGACAGUACCAAUGUGAUAUCGGCUGGCAGAAUUUUCAGGCUGGCUGCUACAGGCUGAACUCAGACAAGCUGGAUUGGAAUUACGCUGAGAAAUCCUGCCAGAAGAUGGACGCCCACCUAGUCAGCAUACACACACUCCCAGAGCUGGAGUUUAUUAAUAUGCACAUGAAAAGAGAUGUAGAAGAGUUGUGGAUCGGACUACAUGACAUCGCCAUGCAGAUGAAUUUCGAGUGGACAGACCGCACACCUGUUAUCUUUACAUUCUGGCACCCGUUUGAGCCCAACAACUUCCUGAACACGCAGGAGGACUGCGUCAUCAUGUGGGGUCCCGAAGGCCGCUGGAACGAUAGUCCCUGCAAUACUUCGUUACCGUCCAUCUGUAAAAAAAUGGCUCAGAAGACAGAGGGACCGAUCCAAGACCAUGGGUGCAAACAGGGAUGGAAAUGGCACAGUCCUGCCUGCUUCAGGGUUAGUGAGGAUCUUGUGACUUUCAACAAUGCUAAAGGAGUGUGCGCCAGCUAUAAUGCCACAUUAGCCGUCAUCAACAACAGGUUCGAGCAGGCGUUUGUGAACAGCUUGGUGUUCGGACGUUCAGACGUUCAUUUCUGGCUGGGGCUGCACAACGAGAACAGCACUGGUCCUUUCCGCUGGCUCACUGGAGAGCAACUGACCUUCUCCAACUGGAACAGAGACCAGCCAGCUCUUCUUAAAGGUGGAUGUGUAGCCAUGGCAACGGGUCAUGCGACAGGCCUGUGGGAGGUAAAGGACUGUGUAAACGCACGCUCCAAGUUCAUUUGCAGACAGGACAAGGGAUCUUCAUAUACCCCUAGCCCUCCUGUACCACAGCCCACACCCCCUGUCACAGGGUCCUGCCCCCCUGAGUGGAAGAGCUCCAGCACUUUGCAUCACUGUUACAAGAUCUUUCAUACUGGUGAACUAGAAAAAAAGCUGACAUGGAUCCAGGCUCAUUUGUUUUGUCAGAAACACGGGGCCGAACUAGUCAGCUUUGGCAGCCCAGAUGAAGAGAGCUUUCUGUUUCAGAUCCUUCAUGAGACCUUUGGGGUGGAGGAGGAUCAUGAGCAGCACUGGCUCUGGAUUGGGAUAUCACGGCGAAUCAGUGACAGCUGGACAUGGAGUGAUGGAUCGGCUGUAUCGUAUCAGAACUUCGGUAGGGGUCCGUACAGCUCAGCUCUGUGUGGAGCUGCUAAUGUGGCAGAUAUCAACUGGGUAAAAGCUGACUGUAAUUCUGAACUAGACUGGAUCUGCAAAAUACCAAAAGGGAAAGCUGAGGUAGAGCCUGAGCAUACUGAAGAUUCUGGCCUCGACUGGGUCGAUUUUCAGGAGGCUGAGUACAAGCUGUUUGAGCAUCGCUCCACAUGGGACCAGGCCCAGAGGAUCUGUUCCUGGUUCGGUGCCUCUCUCGCCUCCAUACACUCUGCCAGUGAGAAACAGUUCCUGGCAAGCACGCUGCGUAAGAUGUCAAGGGUUGAGAGUGAGUUCUGGUGGAUUGGACUACACACGUUUGAGAGCGAUGGGCGAUUCCGGUGGUCUGAUCACUCUGUUCUCAACUACGCAUCUUGGGGAUACGGCCAACCUCGUCCCCUUACUAGAGACCGCAAGUGUGUCCACAUGUCUGCAUCCAAAGGGGACUGGGCAGAUAAAAAGUGUCAUUUAGAUAUGCCCUAUGUGUGUAAGAGAGUAAAUGUCACAGGCACUAUUCCUCCCACUCCGGCUCCUCCCCUCAUCCCAGCAGGCUGCCCUAAUGGCUGGAGUCCAUUCCUUCAUAAGUGUUAUCAGGUUUUUGGGAAAGAGGAAUCAAGACAUGUGACGUGGUCCGCUGCUCGCGCGAUGUGCCAAACUCAAGGGGCAACACUGGCCACAGUGCCCUCUCACAUUGAGCAAGCUUUCCUGGUGACUCUGCUGCCCAACUCAAGUUUUCAUCUGUGGUUGGGGCUCACCUCAGACUCUCAGGGACACUUUAAGUGGGCGGAGCCUGGUUUGCUAAGCUAUACAAACUGGGGUCCUGGGGAGCCAGUGAACAACAGUGGACAAAACAAAAAUUCGGCUAAUUGUGUGGUGCUGCUAAACGUUAGUCCCCAUAGAACCACAGGAAUGUGGGCAUCUCGAGGGUGUGAAUCAGAGAAACACGGCUACAUCUGCAUGAAAAACAAAGACCCUGGUAUUGCCCCUGGUGUGGACCCUCUUCCUCCUGUUACUGAGGGACUGCUGGAGUUUAAGGGCAAACAAUACCGCAUCUUACAGGCACGGCUAAACUGGGAGGGGGCUCUGCAUGUGUGUGAGUCCGUUAAUGGCAGUCUGGCCUCGGUGCGAGACCCACAGCAGCAAGCGUACCUCACGCUUCUACUCAAUGCCCUCCGCAAGCCUGCCUGGAUUGCACUACACAGUGAUGGGAGCCGUGGAUACAAAUGGUUGGGAGAGGAGGAAGUUACUUUUAGCAACUGGCGUGAUGGAGAGCCCAAUCUGAUGGCUGGGUGUGGUCACAUGUCCACCAGUGGCCAAUGGACUAGGUCAUCCUGUAAUGCAAAACUGGAUGCGACUAUCUGUGAUAUGAAUCCAGAGCGAGCAGUAGAUCACAGGUGGAUGUAUCAAGGUCACUGCCUACAGAAAGUCGGAGAUUGGUCCUGGAUUCCAUUCAGAAACCACUGUUACGCAUUUAACCUGAACCAGCUACGGCUACAGCACGAGGCCGACCGCACUUGCAAGAAAGUGGGAGCAGAACUACUGUCAGUGCUGGAUGAGACUGAAAAUGGUUUUGUAUGGCAGCAAAUUCAGAGCUACCAGGAUCAGGCUUUUGGGGCCUGGCUCGGCAUGACCUUCAAUCCCAAAGGAGGCAGCCUACAGUGGCCGGACAGUUCCGUGGUGGAGUACACUAACUGGGAGCAGCAGGAUGGUAAUCUGAGCAUGCUCUCGGCUAACAGCUGCUUCUGGGUACAGAGUAAUACAGGACUCUGGAAACCUGGAUCCUGCAAGAACCGCACACAUGGAGUCAUCUGUAAACGGCUGCGAGGACCAGAGGCUUCUGUCAAAAUAGCUGAUGUAGACCAUCUUCCUGCUCUUGUUCUAAUACUUCUGGCCGUGCUGGUCCUGAUCGCCCUCAUCGUGGGCGGAGUUUAUCUGUAUCGCAGGAAGAGCUCUGGCUCUGGCGGAUCCUAUGAGGGCGCACGUUACAGUCGCACUAACCUCUCCCCAUCUGAGGAGGCCGAGAAAAAUAUCCUGGUGUCGGACAUGGAGCUAAACGAGCAGGGGGAAUAAUGAAGGCUGCUUAAUGAGUGACUCAGAAAACUGGCCUGCACACACGAGGACUAAUUGAACUGACUUCAUGUUUUGUUUUGUUUGGAUUUUUUUUUUUUUUUUGUGGUGACAUUUAGAAAGCUGUGUGGAGCGCAGCAGAUGUCAAUCAAACACUAAGGUGGACCUCCACCCUUAUUUCGACUGUUGCGUCAUACCUGCACACCAACCAGAUCAGAAUUUGAAUCCACCAGUUUAAAAAUCGGCUAAAAGUGGCUGAUAUGCACAUAGUGUUUUUUUUAUUCUUCAUGUUAACUCUUUUCGAAAAAAUUCAGUUUAUAUUCAUGUAUAUGUUCCGUAGUAAACAUCUGGUUCAUCAUGUUUUUAGUAUUGCAAAAAAGAACGACAUACGACAGCUCAGAUUUCCAAAUUCACACAUAUACACACACACACAAAACUGCACCAAAGUGUUAUACCAUAGCAGUAUUUUUGCAGACUGUAACUGUGACGUGGUUUUAUUUUUUACUUUAUUCGUCUUUUUGAUUUGCCUCCAGCUUAAAGGAGAAUUAAUUUUUGAGUCCACAAAUCAUCUGCCUGUGGAUUUGUUCCCCUCAUCCCCCCCCAUUUUCAUGUCGAUUUUUUUUCUCACCUCUUUGCUUUCUCUGUUUCUCUUUAUCCUUCCAGCUGAAUGCUGGGUGCUGUCUGGAUGCGAUAAUCAUAGUGAUUAGAGAUGAAAGGAAUUGAUAGCAUGUGGAGCGUUUGACAAUGCAGAGGCGAGGCAGAGACACGGAGAGAACGCUGGGGGUAGAAAUGAGCUGUGUGGCUUAAAGAAUGAGAGUAAUUUAAAGGUCUUUUCAGCGUGGCUGGUGCUAGUUAAAGCACAACUGUGCUGCUGAGAUUAGCUGCUGCUUGGCUCGAUUUGGGAUCUUUUCUUUUUUUCAAGUGCUGUUUAGCAAUGCAUUCUUUUCAAAGUUUACAAAAAUGAUCUGAGGAAUGUGGCACCAGCUACAGCUACUAGCUUGCUGACUUUUUUAGUUUUUCCUUUUUUUUUCCACUCAUGAAAUAUUGAUUCAUAAAAGUCAAGCUGUUCCCUAU